GGUGGCGGCCUGCGGCCGGCAGAGGGAGGUGCGGAGCGCCCCCCCCCCCCCUCCCCCACCGCCGCUCGGUGCGCGCGGAGCUGCGGAGAAGCGGCUGAAACCGGUUUGGAUCGAGGGAGAAAACAGCGGCGGAGCCGGGAGACCGGGCGGAGCCGGGAGACCGGGCGGCGCAAAGCGAUAUAAAGUGCAAGGCGAAGGGUUGCAGAGUGGCGGGGUGCCACGUCGAGCCAGAGACCAGGAAAUCCCAGGAUCAGGGAUCAGCAACUCAUCCCAGGAUCUCCCAGGACCAGGGAGCUGAUCCCUCCAGGACCAGAUUCCAGCCCAGGACAGGGAGCCGAUCCCUCGACUAGAUCCCAGGAUCAGGGAGCUGAUCCCUCCAGGACCAGAUUCCAGCCCAGGACAGGGAGCCGAUCCCUCGACUAGAUCCCAGGAUCAGGGAGCUGAUCCCUCCAGGACCAGAUCCCAGGACAGGGAGCUGAUCCCUCGACUAGAUCCCAGGAUCAGGGAGCCGAUCCCUCCAGGACCAGAUCCCAGCCCAGGACCAGAACCCAGCACCAGAUCCCUCCAGGACCAGAUCCCAGCCCAGGUCGAGGGAUCAGCCACUCAUCCCAGGACCAGAGAACUGAACCUGGGAUCAUUUUCGACAGCUGGCAUCUGAUCCUGGUUUAGCAACUGAUCCCUGGAAUAGGAACUGAAUCCAGCACAAGACCAGGAAGCCCAAGUCAUCAGAGCUGAGGACGUUAAUCCAGGAUCGUGUCCUGAGGAAGAAAGAGAAGAUGGAGGUUUUUCUGUGUCACCCUGUGCUGAAGGCCUUCAUGUGUGGAUCUCUGAGUGGGACCUGCUCAACGCUGCUCUUUCAGCCCCUGGACCUGGUGAAGACUCGCCUGCAGACUGUGCAAGGCUCCGUGAACGGAUCUGGGCGUAUUGGAAUGAUCACCAUUUUGCUGAAUGUUAUUCGCACUGAGCGAAUUAUCGGAUUGUGGAAAGGAGUCUCUCCGUCAUUUGUCCGAUGCAUUCCCGGUGUGGGGAUUUACUUCAGCACACUCUACUCCACGAAGCAGCACUUCUUCAGCGAGAGGAGCCCAACGGCGCUGGAGUCGGUGGCUUUAGGUGCCAGCGCUCGCACUGUAGCGGGCAUCUGCAUGUUGCCCGUAACUGUGGUGAAGACACGAUACGAGAGCGGGAAGUUUCGAUACGAAAGUGUGUUCAGUGCUUUGAGAAAUAUCUACAAGACCGAGGGCGCACGGGCACUGUUUAGUGGACUGACAGCCACGCUCCUCCGUGAUGCUCCCUUCUCUGGGAUUUACCUCAUGUUCUACACACAGACCAAGAAAGCAGUGCCUGAAGAUCAGUAUGAGACGCCGAUUGUCCCUCUGAUUAACUUCAGCUGUGGCAUCGUCGCAGGCAUUUUGGCUUCUUUGGUGACGCAGCCAGCAGAUGUCAUAAAAACGCACAUGCAACUCUCUCCACAGAAGUAUCGGCGAGUUAGACACACCAUCGUCUUCAUCUUCGAGAGCCAUGGUAUUGUGGGAUUUUUCCGAGGUGCCGUUCCUCGUUCAUUGCGUCGAUCACUCAUGGCUGCCAUGGCCUGGACAGUAUAUGAACAGAUGAUGACCAAGUUGGGCCUCAAGUCAUGAAAAGUUGGACAGUUAAAGGAAGAACCUUUGGAUAAUGGAGAGAAGGAACAAUGUUGCUGGAGUUUUGGGUGCUGAGACUUCAAUAGGCCUGAAGCCUUUGAGUGUGAACAGUGGUACUUUUUCUUUGGUUUAAAAAAAACUGGCUUCAUUAGCAGAGUGAAGUUUACACUCUUUCAACCGAGCCAGAGAAUUCCUGGUAGCCAUGCACAUAUCUACAGUAACCUCAAGCCCUGUGCUGUUCCACCGAGGUUAUGUAACUGCUAGGAGUCACCUGGUUGUAACUCUGGACCUCUGCCUGACCUUUUCCCAAUGAGCUGCUGUUUCACAGAGCUAUUGGCCUUGAGACAGUGGAAGCCAAGCAGCAAAGCCAAGGUUAUUAAAAAUACUCCGGGCAUAACCACUUGACAGAAGCUGUGCAUAACUCCUAUUGAUUGUGACCAAGUCCAGUUAACAGAGUGGAGGAGUGCUUUACCUUGUGUGAGAUAAGAACACAGAGCUGAUUGUGACAAUUGAUCUAUUUCAUACUAUUAUUACCCACAUUAAACAAAUAAUUAUGCUUUAUGAAAGAAUACGUGUGUGAAUGCAUGCCAAGUCAUUCAGAUCAGGAAAGAUCUGGUCUGCAGCGUUAGGUGAAUUAACAAAGGGGUGGCUGCCAUUGCCUUCUGCUCCCUGAAUUGUGGGGUGUGGGGAGAAAGGAACCUCUGUUUCCAGCUGGUUAUUCGUUUUCCAGUCAUGCCCUAACAUGCACAUGUGCGUUGGUUGUAAUUCCCACCAAAGUUGAAUUGUCUAUAUGGCUAUCAUGCUCGAUCAUGAAGAAUGAUUGUUUGGGACUAGGAGAUACUUGGUCACUCAAGGAUACUUGGUCACUCAAGGAUGAGGCUGUAUUAUCAAUGACUGACUGGGGGGUGUGGGAGAUGUAGUUCUGGUAGAUGUUGGGUAGGUUGGUUUCUUGCACAUUGAGUGGAUACUUUAGGUGUCACAGUGAGCAGAGGAGAUCACAUUUAUCAUGAUUUUUAUUGUGGCAGCCGGUCUGAUCCUCAAGUUCAUCCCUCAGCUCCCAAAGCAAGAUUCAUGGGCACUUACCCCCUACCCAUCCCUUGCCCCCAGCAGUUAGCAUUUCCAAGGUACUUAACCAGAGAUCAGCAACUCUCCUCACCCCAAGGGUUUAAAGAGUCCUAGCGUUAGAUUCUUGUAAUUCCCCCAGUCCUCCCCCAAGGCCUGGUCUUCAGUGAAUAACCUGCUUUCUGAAUCCAUGAUUCCAUUUUCUUUGUUGACACUCCUUCACCCAAUACUUGGCCAGAAGAUUCUGAUGCGGGUUUCUUGCCCAUGGGCUGGGAGAACAUGGAGAGUUGUUUGGAAUCAUGCUGCUUCAUUCACACUGGGACCGAGAGUAACAAGAGCUGGAAAACACCAAGCAGAGGCCACAGGCAGCAAAGUUCAGAUGGAGAAGAGAUAAUUUUAUCUGAAAUUGGAUUAUAUAUUUUCCAGUAGUGUGUUCUUAUUUAUCUCAAUGGCAUGAAUUAUGAAAUGGUGCCAUUAUCAUUGUACGAACUGGAAAAGAGUUAAUGUUUUUUGAAAGAGGGAAGUAAAGCCAGAAUUGCUGCUUUCUGUGUGAGAGAUUAACCAGAGUUAAUAGACUUUGGAGUAUUAUGCAAUCAGUAUGACGCAGAAUGAAAUGUUCUUUUGACUGGAAUCUGGUUCGUCUGGCAUUGUGCCAGUACUGGAAUGGUUACUGACACAGAGGUGGAGUGCCAACAGCGAGGGGGAGAGAUAUAGGGUGUCAGGUUCCCUGUACUGGUGAGGGGAGAGUGCGCAUUGGAAUGGGGGUGGGGGGGAUGAGACGUUGAAGAGUGAUGUUAGCAGUGAGAGGUUCUAUGGGUCAGUGUUGGAGGAUCCAGCAGUGUGACAUCACUGAGAUGUUUGAACUGCUAUUAGCUGUAGUCUAGUUUUGACCUUUAAAGCUGUGAUCUUCCUGCCAAGUGCCAUGUUAUCUCAUGAAUCUGCCCAGUCCAAUCCACAAACACCCAAAAAGCCCCAGCAGAUGCAUGCUUGUGUUUCUUACUCUCAGGGUGAAUCAGUGAGGCUGGUUGAUGGGAAUGGGCUGUUUUUGGUGCUAUUGCCUCAUAAGUAGAGAAUGUCAAACUUGUGAUCUCUGGAUGUUACUGGGAAAUUUGUAUUAAACUUUUAUUUCAAUGCAGCUCCCAAAUGCCCCUAUGUUAAAAGCUUCACAGUAGAAUGAUAAAUUAUUUGUAGGUUUUAACACCUCUCAAAUUCUUGUUAGAUAGUAUUAAUGGAGCAAGUCCAAUUAUACCAAUCCUAGGUAUUUUGUUAUACUGCAGCUUGAAUAUCUGCUUUAUUUUGGGAUGGUUGUUGAAUCUAAUUCCAUUUGACUACCCCACCCCUUCUGCAGCCGCAACUUUCCCAAGCUCACCUGCCCCACCCACGUAUCAUUCAAGUGAGCCUGGUACAAUUGGGGUUCUGAGCUUUCCUGACCCUUGGGGUUGCUGCAGAGAUCAGUGCUAUAAUGCACUCAAACUAAUCCUGAUCAGUACAGGCACUCAAACACAUCUAUAACUCUUGUCGUUUUUUUUAAGAUUGUUAAUUCUAAUGUUCAACAUUAAUUGUUGGAAUGUUGAAUGAAAACAAAAUGUGCAAUAACUGUCUCUGGGAUAAUACAGAAAACAGUAUGACAAAAGCAAAUGACUGCAGCUGUUGAAAACCAGAAAUAAAACCAUAAAAUGCUGAAACUA
Messenger RNA from Pristis pectinata (smalltooth sawfish), 4387 nucleotides. It is a transcript of the gene slc25a38b, whose product is annotated as solute carrier family 25 member 38b. Gene Ontology annotation, biological process: glycine import into mitochondrion. Gene Ontology annotation, molecular function: glycine transmembrane transporter activity. Gene Ontology annotation, cellular component: mitochondrion; mitochondrial inner membrane. Bases 777 to 1637 code for a protein of 286 amino acids. Lineage: Eukaryota; Metazoa; Chordata; Chondrichthyes; Rhinopristiformes; Pristidae. The transcript is spliced from 9 exons. The record is from RefSeq and is a predicted model, not a curated record.